UCAGUAAUCAUCUCUUUUUGAUGAAGUAUACAAUUAUUCCGAUAAAAAUGAUUGGUUUAUUCAGAAUUAAUUUCACAAUGAAAUGUAGCCUACUAUCGUUUACAGCUUUUAAAAAUAUUGUGUGUGAUUGAUCUUUCGCACCAUAAAAUAUUGACAAACCACUGUAAUUCAUUUGAGUUCAUGGUCGCGAAAUAUUGAACUGUUAACAAGAGUGAAAAAGACUUGACCUCGAAAUCACUGCCUCAUCUUCGCAUGAUCAAAAAUAUCCAACGAGAAAAUAUCUCAGCAUCAGAGACUGCAAAGCCAAGUUAAUGAUGUAAUUGAAAUGGUCACUUUUGUGUUGUUUUGAAAAACCGUUGGUGUUUGGUUUAAUAAAUCAUCUCUUUGAGUUGCCCUGCUGAGAAGGGAAUUCCAGUGCUUUUCAUUGAACAGACUCGUCGUGGUUUCUUUAGCCAAUUGGGUCUCUCACCCCAGAAUUGGAGUCUUAAUUUUACCCAGCCUCUUUGGCAUUUUGAUUGAUGUUCCCGUGGCUCCAUCCGGCAGGCUAUAGCUAUAAGGGUAAAGGGAGGCAGUAAAAAAGACAAUCGUCUGUAGUUCAGUCCUUCUCACACAUGCAGUCAAUUCUAUCAGAUAACGACAAGUCUGGACUAAACUGCGUUUUAGUUGCUGUAUGAUAACUGGGUGACGUGGAGGAUCCUGUAGGCUCGCAGGAGCGCGCGCGCCUCUCCACACCAUGGAUCAUAUGGGAGCGCAUCUCCACCAGACGCACGCAGACACCAUCAGUUUUGGGAUCGAUCAGAUUCUUAACAAUGCAGACCAGGGGAGCUGCAUGAUCUCCAACCCCAGAAUGCAGGACCUGGACUACGGUUUGGGCUGCAUAGUCAGCACAGCCUAUAAUACCAUGACUGGCAACUACAAUGUCAAUAACUCGGCUGGAUACAAUGGAAACUCGUGCAGCGUUGGCUCCCUCAACGGCUCGUACAACAUGAACUUGGGCACGAAUGUUAAUGGGAAUUGCCUUAAUUCUUCGGGAGUGAUCCGGGUUCCAGCGCACCGGCCGCUGAGCAGCGUUCACUCGUCCAUUCCCACCAGCGCUGCCACGGUGCCAAGUAUGGGAAGCAUGGGCACCAUUAACAAUCUCACGGGAUUAACGUUUCCAUGGAUGGAGAGUAACAGGAGAUAUACCAAAGACAGAUUUACAGUGGCCCUCUCACCGUUCACUGUAACACGCCGUAUAGGUCACCCGUACCAGAACCGAACGCCUCCGAAGAAGAAGAAGCCCCGGACGUCGUUCACGCGCCUCCAGAUCUGCGAGCUGGAGAAACGCUUCCACCGUCAGAAGUAUCUGGCGUCAGCUGAGAGAGCAGCCUUAGCGAAAGCACUUAAAAUGACUGAUGCGCAGGUCAAAACAUGGUUCCAGAACAGAAGAACGAAAUGGAGGCGGCAGACAGCAGAGGAGAGAGAAGCCGAGCGACAGCAAGCGAACCGAAUCCUUAUGCAACUUCAGCAAGAAGCUUUUCAAAAGACUAUAAACCAACCUGUUACUCCGGACCCAAUCUGCCUACACAACAGCUCUCUAUUCGCACUUCAGAACCUCCAGCCCUGGACUGAGAACACGGCAAAAAUCAGUAGCGUUCCCAACACUGAUUAAGAGACUUUUAUGGACGUGCGAUCGAUGCACAGAGGAAUAUCUCAGCAUCACAUAACUUUCUUGAUUUUACUUUAACGUAAACUCAGUCUUCAUUUGUACCUAAUAUACAGCUUGUAUAAAACAGCUAAGAGAAUAUUCGCUGCUCUCCGUUACAGUCGUGCAGAAUAGGCCUAUUGUUUUAUUGAUUUGAUCAUUUUGAUUUCAACAAAAUGUAAACAUAAAAGACUGUCGUGUUUCGUUUGCAUAUCAAACAUUAAUUUUAUUUUGUAUACUUCCAAUAGCCCAACGUUUGUGGUAACACUUUAUAAUAACUUUCAUUAGCCUAAUAAGUCACAAAAUAUUACAAAUAAAAUAUUAACAAACAAAACGAACGGACGAAUAUUCGUCGGCUAUAGAAUUACGGGCUAUUAAUUUAAGCAGACCUACUAUUUAAAAAAAAUCGUCACAUAGGCUAUCAAAUAGUGCCCAGAAUUAGCCUAUAUGCUAAAUAGCCUAAAUCGUAAGGACACACCGGAUUGCUGUCACCAAGCAGUCCACUGCUUAAAUUGUUGAAUAUCUAAAGCAAAACGCCACCUCUCUGUCGUGCGUGGAAAUACUGUGAGCCUCGUUAUAAUUAAUAUCCUUGUCAUUGUCAGGAUUAGACACAUGCAGGGUGAAAAAAUACGACCAUGAGAAGCUUGCACCUCUUUAACCCGCAAACAAGUGAAAAUGAAAUCUUAUAUAUGCUUGAGGACCUCCUUGCCAAAAUGACGGUGAUUAAACUCGCAGACCAUCUGACAGCUUACAGCCGCGAUUCCCUCAGUGAGCAGGCACUAGAAGUGUUGUGUUAACUUAGGCUACUUAAACCACUGACAAAAUUAUAGUUAAGCUACUCAUGUGGGUACUUGCAAAAAUUAAUUUAAAUUGAAAUAUCUCAUUUGAAAGUAAAACAUAUUUUUAAUAGUUUUAAAUAGGCGAUUCUGGGUAAAAAAAUAUAAUAAACAAAUAAAUUAAAAAUUAAAAAAACUAGCCUAUAAUUGAUGAAAAGGCGGCGGAUAGAGUGUAAAGCGUGUUCUUGUGCACUUUUGCUAAUCGCCGGUAAAAUGAACGAACUUUCGUAACCUCGUUAAGUAGCCAGACGAAAAAAUAGGCUAUGGGUGUAUCAUGCUAUUGCUAAUCAAAGCUUUAUUCUAACAAAUUUACUGUUUUAACUGAAUUCAACUAAUAAGCUGAUGAGCAUUACAUUAUGAUUAUUAACAAAGUUUUUUUAUGAAGUGUUAGGCUACCAAUGGAUUUUUUCGAUAGCCUAUCGUUUUACUUGGAGGGAUUGUAUUUUGCACGUUUGUGAACACUUGCAGCAAAAAUAGUCCUGUGAAUUAAAAUAUAGGCUAUUCUACAGGAAAAAUGGGCCUUCAUGAACGAUUUUAAUUCUUCAUUCUUGUGUUAGUCAUUUUUCAGAGGCGUGAUAUAAAUUAGGACUACAGCACUUGUUAUGCAGAAAUAUGUUGUUGACGUUCCAAAAAGAUUAUUCGUUAGCAAAUAUGUAGGCCUACUUCUUUUGACAUUAUUUGUAAAUUUUAACUUUUCUAUUACACUUAGGCUAAAUGUUGUCGGGAGCCCUCAGAAGCAGUGACCCCCAAAAUGUGUUUUUUAGACAAAGACGAAAUAACUUAUCAAUGCUCCGUAACACCUGUAGGCCUACUCAAGUCUAUACUUUUUUUUUUUUUUUUUGUCUGAAUUUUCAUUUGACACAACCAACAGUUUAUCAAAAGGCAGAUCAACUUGGUAGCACUGAUGUGUUUAUUAUUCGUUUACUUGAAAUAGCCUAUAUGUGAUUACGACAUUUUUUAUUUAUCCUUCACUUUCCUCGGUGAUGUCGGAGUGACCUAUAAAAUAUAUUUUAUUAUAGCUUGAUAUGAAUGAUUAAAUAUCUGUGGUCAUGUCUCAGACUGGGUCAUGUUCUAUUUGUUUAGCGCUUUUUGUUGAACAUAGCAACACCUCGCAGGUUUUGUCAUUGUGGCUAGAUCCCAGAUAUCUCUACUCAAGUGAAUGACAGUUUUGGUUGCAUGAUAAAUGGAUGUUUUUUUUUCCCCUUUUCUAUUGGAGAGUGCAAAAGUGUGUUUAUGAUAACUAUGUGCAGAUGUGAUGGUGUUCCUGAAAAUAACCAGAAGCCUAGGCUCUCCAAAACUGCAUCGGAAGGUGGUUUAAAUUUCAUCAUCUCUUCCGAAAUCGUAUAAUGUGUUACAUAAGUGUCGUUUAAAACUUUCCAGAAUGUUAAGAGAUGGAAGUCAUUUAGGUCAGAAACUAGCUACUAACGCACACGAACGUGGGUAAAUGGCGCCAUCUUCUCCGAGAUGAGCUCCAAAUAAUGACACGAGACGAAAAGGUUGAUUUUACGAAGGUCUACUUUCCUGCAUCAAAGGCUAUAACAUACAUAGUGUCUUUAAAACAUUAUAAUUUUUUUAAAUAACGUAACUCCGCGAUAGUUGCAUAGGCCCUAUCAUUAGUAUGGCAGUAUUUCCCACAGUGCUAUAGGCCAUGCUAUUAAUGUGAGGGAUAUCCUACAAUUUUCAGAAGAUAUUUUACCAUCUUUGGCCCUGACAAUAAUAAGGCUACGCUAACUCUAUAGUGUGAAAUAUUUUGGAAAUAAAGUGCACUUUUCGCAUUUUCCAAUUGUUGCUUUAUUAUUAGGUUAAUAGCCUAUUGUUAGGCCUAUUAUCAUUAUUAUUAUUUACAUUAGGGUGCGUUUUGACUCACGUAGCCUAUAUUUUCAUAUUGUAGCCUAUUUGACACAUUUUAUAAUGUUGGACAUAUAUUAAUAAUAUGCGAAUAAAAUAGACAAGACAUUCGAAUAGUGAUUAGUUUUCUUUUUUUUUCUUUCUUUUUUUUUUUUUUUUGCGAGCGCAUGUAAUAAAAUUUAUGUCUAUCAAAACUGUAGGCCUAUUGCAGAUUCAAAGCAUUGCAUGAUGAAGAGUUUCUGUUUUCUUUUUGUAUUUCAAUACACUUAAGAAAAACCACGUCACAUUCCAUCAAAUAAAUUUACUUUAAUAAUAAAUUGUCUAUAUAGUUGUUUAUGCCGUCAUGCCUAAUAUAUCAUGUUUUUUCAGCUUGUCAUUUUAAUAGCAUUUGCAUGGUACCAAUCAAAAACAGUAAUUGUGUAGCCUAAUUUUCUGAGUUCUGUGAAAUUAGCCUAUUAUUUUACCGCUUAUGUCUCACAGGAAAUCUAACUAUUAUUCUGUAGUAUUUUAUAACUGGUUUUCACAGUGUUUCUCAUCUGUUCGCUUUAAAAAGUUGCAUGCAAAGCAGAUAGGCUACACACACCCUGCGUCCCAAUGUGCAUACUAUCCACCCUAUCUGCCCUAAAUAGUAUUGAACAUUACUAAUGUCACAUAGAAUUUAGAAUGGAUAGUAUGCACGUAACAUUCGGUUCUGCACUUCUGUAGCGCCGCCGCGAUCCUCUCGAGUGAAUUUUGUGUCCCUAAAUGAUGACGCAUGCAUCGUCAUUUUCAAUCGUCAAAACGUUCUUCAGUUGUGUAAUUUUCUGCUGCGACAAGAUAAAGGUUCACAACAGAUCAGUACAGCGUCCAUGCAAAAUGUCUCUUUUACGUGUUUGCUGCACUACGACUAGAGGUUUUGUAAAGAGUGGAUUGUUUUUAGAGUCGACUUAUACUGCAUGUCAUAGGACAGCGGGAUAUGCAUCUGGUGGUGUGACCAAAGAUAAAGAACCGCUAAAGAAAGCGAAAACGCCCCAAGGACGCUUUGACAUGGACGAAACCCAGUCAAAAUCUAAAGAUGUUUUAGAAC
Molecule: messenger RNA, 5434 nt
Organism: Onychostoma macrolepis
Lineage: Eukaryota; Metazoa; Chordata; Actinopteri; Cypriniformes; Cyprinidae
Gene: tlx1
Product: T cell leukemia homeobox 1
Exons: 4
Coding region: 734-1651 (305 amino acids)
Biological process (GO): animal organ development; regulation of transcription by RNA polymerase II
Cellular component (GO): nucleus
Molecular function (GO): DNA-binding transcription factor activity, RNA polymerase II-specific; RNA polymerase II cis-regulatory region sequence-specific DNA binding
Source: RefSeq, a predicted model, not a curated record